Anas platyrhynchos (mallard) is the source of this 1250-nucleotide messenger RNA. It is a transcript of the gene SIX6, whose product is annotated as SIX homeobox 6. The record is from RefSeq and is a predicted model, not a curated record. Lineage: Eukaryota; Metazoa; Chordata; Aves; Anseriformes; Anatidae. Gene Ontology annotation, biological process: eye development; regulation of transcription by RNA polymerase II. Gene Ontology annotation, cellular component: transcription regulator complex; nucleus. Gene Ontology annotation, molecular function: RNA polymerase II cis-regulatory region sequence-specific DNA binding; DNA-binding transcription factor activity, RNA polymerase II-specific.
CCCACCGCCCCCCAGUCGCCGGAGCUGCCGAGCUCUCCCCAUCUCCUCUCCCUCUUUGCAGCGGGGGCAGCUCCGCCGGCUCGGGAGAAGGCAGCGGAGGGGCGAGGAGAGGCCUCGCUGGGGCGGGGGGGGGGCCGCCGGCCGCUUCCCCGCCGCGGGGCCGGUGCCCGGGGGGCGCCGGGGGUGCUCGGAGAGGGGAGAGGAGCGGGGAGCCCGGCGCCGCCUCCAUGUUCCAGCUGCCCAUCCUCAAUUUCAGCCCGCAGCAGGUGGCCGGGGUAUGCGAGACCCUGGAGGAGAGCGGGGACAUCGAGCGCCUGGGGCGCUUCCUCUGGUCCCUGCCCGUGGCCCCCGCGGCUUGCGAGGCUCUCAACAAGAACGAGUCGGUGCUGAGAGCCCGGGCCAUCGUGGCCUUCCACACGGGGAACUACCGGGAGCUCUACCACAUCCUGGAGAACCACAAGUUCACCAAGGAGUCCCACGCCAAGCUGCAAGCCCUCUGGCUGGAAGCUCACUACCAGGAGGCGGAGAAGCUGCGGGGGCGACCCCUGGGGCCGGUGGACAAGUACCGGGUGAGGAAGAAGUUCCCCCUGCCCCGCACCAUCUGGGACGGCGAGCAGAAGACGCAUUGCUUCAAGGAGCGGACGAGGCAUUUGCUGCGGGAGUGGUACCUGCAGGACCCUUACCCCAACCCCAGCAAAAAGCGGGAACUGGCUCAGGCCACGGGACUUACCCCCACGCAGGUGGGCAACUGGUUCAAAAACCGCAGGCAAAGGGACAGGGCGGCAGCCGCCAAGAACAGGCUACAGCAGCAGGUGCUAGCGCAGGGCUCGGGGCGCUCGCUGCAAGCGGAGGAGGAGAGCGGCGGGGAGGCGCUGGGGGCCCCCUCCAGCCCCGCCGCCAGCCUCUCCAGCAAGGCGGCCACCUCCGCCAUCUCCAUCACAUCCAGCGACAGUGAAUGUGACAUCUGACGCCGACAUCCACGACAAAGCCGGGGGUGCGGGGGGGGAGAGCCGGCAGGUCGAGCUCUCCCCCCCCAACAACUCGGUGCCAGCCCGUGGGGGGCACGGAGCGCGGCCCCCGCAGCGGACUGCAUUCAGCAAACAAACCACACACACACACACAAAAAAAAAAGAAAAAACGGGAUCAAAAGUCGUCGCCGCCUUUAUUUCGAAGGAUUCGCAGAGUUCAUGCCUAAAAAAAAAAAAAUAGAAAUACAUAAGUAAAUAAAUCACAAAACGUAAAAAAAAAAA